Molecule: messenger RNA, 1038 nt
Organism: Talaromyces proteolyticus
Lineage: Eukaryota; Fungi; Ascomycota; Eurotiomycetes; Eurotiales; Trichocomaceae
Exons: 2
Coding region: 1-1038 (345 amino acids)
Molecular function (GO): arylformamidase activity
Source: RefSeq, a predicted model, not a curated record
AUGACAUUAGGUAUGCCAAUAGCCAAUAACUUAAAACACAAUAUGAGAGAGCUGUUGACAGUCGAUGCAUUGCCUAAUCCAAAGCGAGUCUGGCAAGGUGAACCCAAUUCACGAGAUGAGGGCCUCGGUCGGUUGGUGAUUUUAACACCAGAGAUUGUCAAAGCAGCUACAGGAAGCAUCAAAUCGGGACGUCGUGUCUCUUUAAGCUGGGGGAUGGACAAACUUGACAUUGCAAAUUUUAACCGCCACCCGAGUCAGCAUCAUGUCGUGCCGUUGAUGAACGGCUCUGCUUUUGACGACAUCUAUAUCUUUAACCCUCAGCAGUCCAGCCAAUGGGAUGGGCUGCGACAUUUCAGUGCUCCUUCUAUAAAUGGUUCCCCUAGGCGAGUGUUCUAUGGGGGUGUAGAGUCUUCUGAAAUCAUGGAUAGGAGAAGUACCAGAAUUGGACUACAGUAUUGGGCGAAGGAAGGCAUCUGCGGCCGCGGAGUCUUGCUAGAUUACGUGGAGUAUGCAGCCAGACGUGAGAUCAAAUAUUCCUUAUUCUCAGAUCAUGCUAUUCCAUUGUCGAUUCUCCAAGAUAUCGCAAAAGAACAGGGCGUUACCUUUCAAUAUGGAGACCUGCUUUUCGUCCGCAUCGGACUGGUCCAGGAGUGGGAUACAAGAAUGACGAUGAGCGAUAAGAUUAAUUAUGCAUCCUCAACAAAGCCCUUGCAUGCUGGUGUUGAAGGAACAGAAGAAAUGCUGCGUUGGAUAUGGGACACUGGGUUUGCCGCUGUUGCCAGUGAUGCCAUUUCAUUCGAAGUCUUCCCGCCACAGAAAUCCUAUCCAAGGAAAGAUGGAGAUUCUGCAGUGGAAGGAGUAUUCAUGCAUGAGGUCAUUCUCGCGGGAUGGGGAAUGCCUAUCGGGGAACUAUUUGACCUGGAGGGGCUUGCACAGAUUUGUAGAGAAGAGAAACGAUGGGAGUUUUUUAUCGCAAGCGCGCCUCUUAAUAUGCCAGGAGGUAUAAGUACCCCUCCUAAUUGCAUAGCAAUAUUUUGA